Messenger RNA from Ipomoea triloba (trilobed morning glory), 3172 nucleotides. Its product is annotated as chromatin assembly factor 1 subunit FAS1-like. Gene Ontology annotation, molecular function: GTP binding; GTPase activity. Gene Ontology annotation, cellular component: CAF-1 complex; nucleus. Gene Ontology annotation, biological process: nucleosome assembly. The transcript has 20 exons. The record is from RefSeq and is a predicted model, not a curated record. Lineage: Eukaryota; Viridiplantae; Streptophyta; Magnoliopsida; Solanales; Convolvulaceae. Bases 226 to 1587 code for a protein of 453 amino acids.
CCACUCGCCGCCUCUCUUUUUCUUAUUCUUUUAUAGGGCCUGCUGUAAAACCCGGCUUCCUCCCUCAUAUUAUCACUGUCUCUCUUCCCCCAAAAUUAUCCGGCUUGUUCCUUGGCUUAUAGAUAUAGAGAAAGAUCUCAGAGAGAAUUGGAAGAGGAGGAGGAGGAAGCACUGCGAGAUACCCAGAAAGAAGAAGAUUUGAUUUUCCGAGGCAUAUUUGAAAGAAUGGCUUCAAGACCCGUGGUUCAACAGCAAAAUAGAGGAGGAUACUCCGGCAACCUCUUCCACGAUUUCUCCGAUCUGCUCAUUCCCCUGUACCUAACGUCGCGGGAGUUCGACGGCGAAGUACAGUUUCUGGUCACCGACAAAAGGCCGAGGUGGAUAAACAAAUUUAAGGAAGUGUUGCAGAGGUUGUCAAAACACGAAAUCAUAGACCUCGACCGGGAAAAAGACGGCGAAAACGUCUUUUGUUUUCCAAGAAUCAUAGCAUUAAAUAUUGUCUUCUUGACUUCACUAUGCUCAUCGAUUUUCAUAUUCUUUACAGAAAAAGAAAAGAAAAACCCAUUUAUAGAUGAUGCUAAUGAUGAGGAGGAAAUCAACAAAAAACCACAUCUGAAUGUUGUAUUCAUUGGACAUGUUGAUGCUGGGAAGUCAACUAUUGGAGGGCAGAUACUGUUCCUUAGUGGACAAGUAGAUGAGCGUACAAUCCAGAAGUAUGAGAAAGAAGCUAAGGAUAAAAGUAGAGAGAGCUGGGCUGAGAAGGAGACAACUAGGGAGAAGAUUUUGAUCAAGCAGUUGGAGAGGAGCAAAAGAGAAGCUGAAAAAGAGAAAAAAAGAGUAGACAAGGAACUUCAAAAGGAAAAGUUACAGAGUGAGAAAGAACUGAAGCGCUUGCAACAUGAAGCAGAAAAAGAGGAAAAGCGCCGUGAAAGAGAAGAAUCUGAACUAAGAAAACAGUUAAAAAAGCAACAAGAGGAAGCUGAGAAAGAUCAGCGACGCAAGGAGAAGGAAGAAUCUGAAUUGAAAAAACAACUUGCUUUACAAAAACAAGCUUCACUCAUGGAGUGCUUUCUUAAAAAGAACAAAAGUAGCUCACCUUCUCAGAAUGAUCUUUCUUUGAACAGUACGAUGCCAGAUUUAUCCUCUGACAAGCGAGACAAGAUGCUUGAAUCUGUUACUACAUCAAUGGACUCUAUCCUCUCACACAAUGAUGGAAUAAAUGCUGAAGAUCUAUGGAGAUCACAUUUGAAUUCUUGGCAUGGCUUGGGUCACCUGAUUCGUUCAAAUGGAAAGGUACAUUGGGGCAUUCGUCGUGGGCCUAGAACUGAAGUUGUCAAAGAGCUCAAGCUAACUACAAACAAAGGACUCACUAAUGAUGAUGAGUUAAGUGUAGUGAAGCUUGUUGAUACAUGGGUUGACUCUAAUACUGAUAGCACAUCCUGCCAUGUGAAUCCAAAAAGUUCGCCGUCUGGCCAGAAGAAAUUACCAAAGAUAAAACUGUUGCAGUUUGAUCAGAGUUAUAGGCCUGCGUUUUACGGUGUUUGGCCAAAGAAAAGAUGCAUAGGGCCUUUACCAUCGACUACAUGAGCUGUUAUAUUGAUCUUGCCAAGAGUUGGAUUAUGAGAUAGACAGUGAUGAGGAGUGGGAAGAGGAGGAACCUGGUGAAAGCCUAUCAGAUUGUGAUAAAGAUGAAGUUGAAAGUUUAGACGAAGAAUGCACUAGAGGUGAUGAUGAAGAAAGUGAAGAUGGCUUUUUUGUCCCAGAUGGAUAUCUGUCUGAGGAUGAGAGUACAAGGUGCAUUUGUAUAACCGUAAUGGCUUAUGUGCGUUGGGUUUUAUGGAUGAUCCCUACCGGGUUUGAAGUGCAUUUUCACUGCUAAAAUCAGGUCAUGGAUGAGUACCAAAAAAUUUUUUGUGACACAUGCAGAUCUGCUUAAUCUGAUAGUACUCAACAAUGGCCUUAUUUAUUUGAAGCUCUAAAUAAAUUUCAGAAUUCUGCGGAAGCUGACAAGCUGUUGAAAAUUCAACUGGAGUUGGAUGAAACAAAAUUUUUUCUUUCCCGAUGGUGAGUAUCUAGCAAGUGCUGGAAAAGAUGGAAUUGUGCGUGUUUGGAAGGUGGUUGCUGCCGAAGCUCCUAAGGAUCUGAACAGUCAGGAUGUCGAUCCUUCCUGUUUGUACUUCUCACUGAGCCAUUUAUCUAAAUUGGCUUCGCUUGACAUUGACAUUGAUAAGGAGAAGAUAGGCCAACUGAAAAAAUCGAGAAAAUAGUCAGAAUCAGCUUGUGUCAUCCUCCCACCAAAAGUAUUCCGGAUUCUAGAGCAACCAGUACAUGAAUUCCAUGGGCAUGUGGAUGAAGUUUUGGCCCUUUCCUGGUCAAGAAAUGGGUAUUUGCUGUCGUCCUCUGUUGAUAAAACAACUCGUCUGUGGCAAGUAGGACAUGAUCAAUGCCUUGGUGUUUAUCCGCAUAAUAACUAUGUCACCUGUGUGGAAUUCAAUCCUGUGGAUGAUAACUAUUUUAUUAGCGGUUCAAUAGACGGAAAAGUACGUCUCUGGGAGGUGCAGCGUUGCCGAGUGAUUGAUUGGACUGAUGUUAAAGAAAUCGUGACUGCUGUGUGUUAUUUCCCUGAUGGAAAGGGUGGCGUAGUGGGAUCCAUGGAUGGCAAUUGCAUAUUCUAUGAUUUAGUAGGUAAUCGUUUGGAGAUGGGCUCUCAAGUGAGCUUGCAAACGCGAAAGAGAAUAACUGGAUUUCAGUUUUGCCUGAACGAUGUGAGCAAAAUUAUGGUUACUUCUGCUGAUUCACAAGUUAAAAUACUUCAUGGCUCCAACAUUAUCUGCAAAUUCAAAGGCAGCCGAAAUUCUGGAAGUCAAGUUCCUUAUAUCUGGAGCUAUACUAGCCAGGACCAAACUGCUGUAAGUCUCCCUGAACCUAUUGUCGAUGAGUAAUGACGUGUUCUAGAACGUGGGUGAGAAGCUUGACAGUUUGGUUGAGAAGAGUUCAGAUCUCAGUGCAGCUUCACAGGGUUACGUUGUUUCAAGUCAAUCUUGGCCUUUUGGGCUUUAAGGGUUCAUGAUUUCUUGGGAGGACUUUACAAGCUUUUGUUUGUAAUAUAUAAGCUUGAAUCACUAUCAAUUCCAUUCCUGCAUUUGGAAGAUCUACCUGCUGACCUAUCUGA